AUGAACAGCACACACCAAAUUUUCAGGCCAUUAAUUCCUGCCGCCUGUGUUAGUUUCCGGCGGCUGAGCACCUCUAAGCUACUGCCCUGCCCACGUCCGAAAGCUUUGAAACACAGACACUUGUCACUUCAAACAACCCAAAACUCCAAGUGGGCUGUCAGGCUAAGCUUACUGGACCAAAGCCCGCCAAAAUCUAAACCAACGGUUGACGUGGAUCGGUUAGUGGAUUUUUUGUACGAGGAUCUUGUCCAUCUCUUUGAUGAUCAGGGAAUUGAUCGGACGGCUUAUGAUGAGCGUGUGAAGUUCAGGGACCCAAUUACGAAGCAUGACACGAUAACUGGGUACUUGUUGAACAUCUCCUUCUUGAAGAUUGUGUUCACGCCUAAGUUCCAAUUGCAUUGGGUCAAACAGACAGGACCAUAUGAAAUCACCACAAGGUGGACUAUGGUUAUGAAGUUCAUCCCUCUGCCUUGGAAACCAGAAUUGGUCUUCACAGGAACCUCAGUUAUGGGCAUCAACCCGGAGACCGGGAAGUUCUGCAGCCAUGUGGACUUCUGGGAUUCGAUAAAGACGAAUGACUACUUUUCAGUAGAAGGUUUGUUGGAUGUUUUCAAGCAGCUGCGGUAUUACAAAACUCCAGACUUGGAAACACCCAAAUAUGAGAUAUUAAAACGAACGGCGAAUUACGAGGUGAGAAAGUACUCCCCUUUUGUAGUGGUAGAAGGAUCUGUGGACAAGCUGUCUGGGUCGGCCGGUUUCAAUGAUGUUACUGGGUACAUCUUUGGGAAGAACUCCAAAAUGGAGAAGAUACCAAUGACUACCCCUGUCUUCACUGAGGCAUCUGAUGCUGAAUUUUCCCAAGUAUCCAUUAAAAUAUGUCUUCCACUGGAGAAGGAUAUAAGCAGUUUACCAGAUCCCAAUCAAGAAACAAUUAGGUUAAAAAAGGUGGAAGGAGGCACUGCUGCAGUUCUGAAGUUCAGUGGAAAGCCUACUGAAGAGAUAGUUCGCGAGAAGGAGAAAGUGUUGCGCUCUAAUCUUAUUAGAGAUGGUCUCAAACCUAAGAAUGGUUGCUUGCUUGCUCGUUACAAUGAUCCAGGCCGAACUAAGAGCUUUGUAAUGAGGAAUGAAGUACUGAUAUGGCUGGAGGAGUUUACAUUGGACUAG
Molecule: messenger RNA, 1164 nt
Organism: Prunus armeniaca (apricot)
Lineage: Eukaryota; Viridiplantae; Streptophyta; Magnoliopsida; Rosales; Rosaceae
Source: the annotation of a GenBank genome assembly